This is a messenger RNA of Scomber japonicus (chub mackerel), 271 nucleotides long. RefSeq names its product unconventional myosin-X-like. Gene Ontology annotation, cellular component: vesicle; cytoplasm; actin cytoskeleton. The annotation marks the transcript as partial. The record is from RefSeq and is a predicted model, not a curated record. Gene Ontology annotation, molecular function: ATP binding; actin filament binding; microfilament motor activity. NCBI's taxonomy places the organism in Eukaryota, Metazoa, Chordata, Actinopteri, Scombriformes, Scombridae. The transcript has 2 exons. Gene Ontology annotation, biological process: actin filament organization; vesicle transport along actin filament.
UGGUGAAAGCGGAGCUGGGAAAACAGAAAGCACCAAACUGAUCCUGAAGUUCCUGUCGGCCAUGAGCCAGCAUUCCCUGGAGGUCUCAUCCCGGGACAGAACGUCACACGUGGAGGAGGCGCUGCUGGAGAGCAGUCCCAUCAUGGAGGCCUUCGGGAACGCUAAGACCGUCUACAACAACAACUCCAGCCGCUUCGGGAAGUUCGUCCAGCUUCAUUUCAGCCAGAAAGGAAACAUCCAGGGAGGCCGAAUCGUUGACUGUAUCCUUUAA